AUUGUUCAGAAACGAAACCUAAACGGAGAAACAAGCUUGUCGUCUACGGUUCUUUUAAUAUGGACUGUCCUUCUCCUAAUAAGCUGUUCCUGUUCUUGCUUUCAUGGAUAGCAACUCUAUUCGGUAUUAAACACCACGGUCCCGUAAACAUGGGAACAACAACGAACGUCGGCUUAAACUACGGCCUCCUCGGAGACAACCUCCCGUCUCCGUCAGAUGUUAUCAGCCUUUACAAGUCCAUAGGCAUUACUAAAAUUCGAAUCUUCGACCCAAACACAGAUGUUCUCAACGUCUUACGUGGUCACCACGAAAUCGAACUCACUGUAGGAAUCAAGGACCAAGACUUGGCUGCUCUUGCGGCUAGCGAAGAAGCUGUAAAGGGAUGGUUCGCAACUAACAUCGAGCCUUACUUAGCUGACGUGAACAUCACGUUUAUUACCGUUGGUAACGAAGUCAUCCCCGGACCGAUCGGUCCUCAAGUGCUUCCCGUUAUGCAGUCUCUCACCAACCUCGUCAAGUCAAAGAGUCUUACCAUCUCUGUCACCACUGUUGUAGCUAUGUCCAACCUCGGACAGUCUUAUCCGCCUUCCGCUGGAAUGUUUACUCCCCAGUCACGUGAACAACUCGUGCCCGUGUUGAAGUUCUUGUCUCAAGCAAGAACACCGAUCCUCGUCAACAUCUACCCUUACUUCGCUUACGCGUCCAACCCUGUAAACAUAAGCCUCGACUAUGCCACCUUCAACGCCAAAACUGUCGUGGUCGAGGACGGGGCAAUGCAGUAUACGAACAUGUUUGAUGCUAUUUUCGAUGCGUUCGUGUGGGCAAUGGAGAAAGAUGGUGUGAAGGAUGUAUCCAUGGUUGUGUCGGAGACAGGAUGGCCUUCAGCUGGUAAUGGGAACUUGACAACGCCUGAGAUAGCUGCUAUGUACAAUGGAAACUUUGUCAAACAUGUGAGAAGCGGUAAAGGGACGCCUAAGAGGCCGAACUGUAGUGUUACUGGGUUUAUAUUUGCGACUUUUAACGAGAAUCAGAAACCAGUUGGAACAGAAGAGCACUUUGGGUUGUAUGAGCCUACUGAUUUGAAGCCUAUCUACAAGUUGUUUUGAUUUUUUGAUUUUUGAUUCUUUUGACUAUCAUCAAUUUUUUAGUUAUUCUUAUAUAUAACGCUCUGAUAUUUGUAAUAGAGUGGGACAAAAUUCAAGGUGAGCUAUAUAUGUAUAUCAUCCAUUUAUAAUAUCUCAGUUUCAUUUUGAAUCUUUGAUAAUGAGGUAUUGAAGUCGAACUUUAGUUGUGUUUAGAGUUUGCUUAUAUGUAAAUCAUCCAUUUAUAAGAUUUAAGUUGCAAGUUUGAUCGACCAUCUCUGUGGACUGUGGUUGACUACUAAGUAAGAAGCUAAUAACUAGAACAAGAACUCGGAAGAGAAGCCAAACAGUUGCUUCAGUUCGGUUUCCACUGCUUGUUUGGUUCUUCAAAAGUCUUGAGUUUUGAGGUGCCAAGAGGCCAGCAGAAUACAACAGAUAGCCAAUUAUAAUAGUUGGAUAUGAUCAAUAUUUUAACAUUCACUUUUAAAUGGUUUUACUAGUAACUUUGUGAAGCAUGUGAGAAUUGGUAAACGAACGCUUAAGAGGCCAAACAGUUAGAAAACACAUUUAUGUAAAUAGAUUUUUUUUUUUUGAAAAUUAGACAUUAUCCAAAGCAAAACGAUAAGGGUUUAAUGAAAGUAAAAACACUGUUUUCACAACUAGCGAGAAAGGAAAUAAAAAAGAAGUUUGAGCAAGCUUAGUAUCUCAUAUGCGGUAGCAGAAUGAACAUGAUACACAAAUUUGCUGGUGCGGUUAGCUGGUUUAGUGACCAUACUUCUGGAACUCCCACUCACUGUUAUCUGUUAAAAAAACAAGAGCAAUAUUAACAAACAGACAAA
Molecule: messenger RNA, 1921 nt
Organism: Brassica rapa (field mustard)
Lineage: Eukaryota; Viridiplantae; Streptophyta; Magnoliopsida; Brassicales; Brassicaceae
Product: probable glucan endo-1,3-beta-glucosidase BG4
Biological process (GO): carbohydrate metabolic process
Molecular function (GO): hydrolase activity, hydrolyzing O-glycosyl compounds
Source: RefSeq, a predicted model, not a curated record